Molecule: messenger RNA, 798 nt
Organism: Phaeodactylum tricornutum CCAP 1055/1
Lineage: Eukaryota; Bacillariophyta; Bacillariophyceae; Surirellales; Neidiaceae
Exons: 1
Coding region: 1-798 (265 amino acids)
Source: RefSeq, a predicted model, not a curated record
AUGGGGAUGGGUAGAGUAAGGAGUAGGGUGGCCCUCGCGUGGUGUUGGAUCGCGGCAUUUGUGUGUGGUACUUCCAACGCCUUUGUACCACCGGUGUAUUCGCACGCCUUUGAGCGUCCGGAAAAGCACAAGGCCGCCUUUCGCAUCUCUAUGGUUCGAAACAUCGAUCUUCCGGAAUGCCUGGUCUUUUACGGAGUCGAAUCCUUUCGUACCAACGACGUUGGCUUGCGUAGUUUACUGGACGAAUGCGAACAGACUGGGACAGCAGUGGUCCUGAUUGGUAAUCAAGCGCAGUUUACAGCUCCCUUGCUGACACCCGUACAGUUCCGUGCGACAGUACACCCACCGCCAAACCCGUACGAUUUAUUGGUCGCCUUGGAAAGUGUAACGAUCCAGCCUCGCCCCUUUGGCGGUUCGGCGGGAUUUGGCCAAAAGCCGGCCGACCCGGAACGUACCCCGCUGCCCGCCCGCACAGUCGUUCUUUGUACGACACUAGACCAAACGCGUGCCGCCCGGGCCGUGGGAACACGUGUGGUGUGUUUGGAGGACAACGAUUUGGCGGACGCCGUAGUGGACGGCAUCGACUUUUGGUUGGACGACAUUGCCACCCCCGGAUCGUUUUGGUUGAAUCCUCCACACCCCAAAGACGACCAAGGGAACAAGGUCGAUCCGGAAUGGUUGGUAGAAAACUAUCUUCUACCUGAACAGCAUGAGUGUGCAGACAGGAUCGACAAUGGGAAAGAUAUAGACGAGGACGACAUGCGCCGGAUAUUGGCCGACCUGGCGCCUCUCCAGUGA